AUGUCUACCCAGGACGAGAGGCAGAUAAAUACAGAGUAUGCUGUAUCCUUGCUGGAGCAGUUAAAAUUCUUUUAUGAACAGCAGUUGCUAACUGAUAUAGUGUUGAUUGUUGAGGGCACUGAAUUUCCCUGCCAUAAGAUGGUUCUUGCAACGUGCAGCUCGUAUUUCAGAGCCAUGUUCAUGAGUGGGCUAAGUGAAAGCAAACAAACACAUGUGCACCUGAGGAAUGUGGAUGCAGCCACUUUACAAAUUAUCAUAACUUACGCAUACACGGGUAACUUGGCAAUAAGCGACAGCACAGUAGAACAGCUGUAUGAAACUGCCUGCUUCUUACAGGUAGAUGAUGUGUUACAACGGUGCAGAGAAUACUUAAUCAAAAAAAUUAACGCAGAAAAUUGUGUGCGUCUAUUAAGUUUCGCUGACCUCUUCAGUUGCGAAGAGUUAAAACAGAGUGCUAAAAGAAUGGUAGAGCACAAGUUCACAGCGGUGUACCACCAGGAGGCUUUCAUGCAACUGUCCCAUGAUCUACUGAUAGAUAUUUUAAGCAGUGACAAUUUAAAUGUGGAAAAGGAGGAGACAGUUCGUGAAGCUGCUAUGCUAUGGCUGGAGUACAACACAGAAUCACGAUCGCAGUAUUUGUCCUCUGUCCUUAGCCAAAUCCGAAUCGAUGCACUUUCAGAAGUAACACAGAGAGCCUGGUUCCAGGGCUUGCCACCUAAUGAUAAAUCAGUGGUGGUGCAAGGACUGUACAAGUCCAUGCCCAAGUUUUUCAAGCCCAGACUUGGUAUGACAAAAGAGGAGAUGAUGAUAUUCAUUGAAGCUGCUGCUGAAAACCCCGGUAGUCUUUAUUCUUCUGUCUGUUAUAGCCCCCAGGCAGAAAAAGUUUACAAACUCUGCAACCCUCCUGCUGACUUGCAUAAGGUUGGGACGCUUGUAACUCCCGAUAAUGACAUCUAUAUAGCAGGUGGGCAAGUUCCUCUGAAAAACACGAAAACCAAUCACAGUAAAAGCAGCAAACUCCAGGCUGCCUUCAGAACUGUGAAUUGCUUUUACUGGUUUGAUGCACAGCAAAACACUUGGUUUCCAAAGACACCGAUGCUCUUUGUCCGUAUAAAGCCAUCCCUGGUCUGCUGUGAAGGAUACAUCUAUGCAAUUGGAGGAGACAGCGUCGGUGGCGAACUCAACAGGAGAACUGUGGAGAGAUACGACACGGAGAAAGACGAGUGGACCAUGGUGAGCCCCUUGCCUUGCGCAUGGCAAUGGAGCACGGCAGUAGCAGUCCACAACUGCAUUUACGUCAUGGCACACAACUUGAUGUACUGCUAUUUUCCCAGGUCAGAUGCUUGGGUAGAAAUGGCUAUGCGGCAAACAAGUAGAUGUUUUGCUUCGGCUGCUGCUUUUGGCGAUAAAAUAUUCUAUAUCGGAGGACUGCAUAUCGCCAGCAAUUCUGGUAUAAGGCUCCCAAGCAGUACUGUAGAUGGGUCUUCCGUAACCGUGGAAAUCUAUGAUGUGAAUAAAAAUGAAUGGAGAAUGGCAGCCAAUAUCCCUGCCAAGCGGUAUUCUGACCCCUGCGUUAGAGCCGUCGUCAUCUCGAAUUCUUUAUGUGUCUUUAUACGAGAAACCCACAUGAAUGAGAGAGCGAAGUAUGCCACCUAUCAGUAUGACCUGGAACUCGAUCGGUGGUUUCUAAGGCAGCAUAUAUCGGAACGCGUGCUGUGGGACUUGGGGAAGGACUUCCGGUGCACCGUAGGAAAGCUCUAUCCAUCUUGCCUUGAAGAGUCCCCAUGGAAACCUCCAACGUAUCUCUUCUCACCAGACGGAGCUGAUGAAUUUGAGCUGGAUGGGGAGAUGGUUACGUUACCACCUGUAUAGCUCCCAAAUUAGACUGCGCAACUGAUUCUGUGCUCAGUUAUCUCGAAAUAAAUGGCCGUCAAAGAACAGGUCUGGAAACAGAAAUGUCAAACCUGUCUUUCAUGAGUUGUGUUUUUAUGCCCUACCUAACAUUUGCUGCCAUUCAGUAUGAAAUCAGUGAAAUGAGCAGAUAUGCUUCCAUAAUCUGAAAUACUAUUAUCUGAUAAUUGAGAAACAUGUAUGUAUAUCAUGAGCUUAAGCAUCUGACUUGUCUAAAGAAUUAAUUUCUAGUUCUAUGAAGUCUCAGUUCAGGAAAAUUAGCUUCAGAAAAAAAGUAGUUACUGUUUCUAGGAUGAUGUCACAACUCUUUUGAAAGUAUCUUCCAGUUAUAUUUCAACUACUUCUGGAUAUUCUACUUAAGUGCUAGUUAUAUACUUGUCAGUGUGGCCUAAUUAAAGGACUGUGCUGCACUUACUUAAUACUAAUAUCCAUGUUGGUAUAGUAAUGCCA
Cariama cristata (Red-legged seriema) is the source of this 2361-nucleotide messenger RNA. It is a transcript of the gene KBTBD2, whose product is annotated as kelch repeat and BTB (POZ) domain containing 2. The record is from RefSeq and is a predicted model, not a curated record. Gene Ontology annotation, molecular function: protein binding. The coding region runs from base 1 to 1872 and encodes 623 amino acids. Lineage: Eukaryota; Metazoa; Chordata; Aves; Cariamiformes; Cariamidae. The transcript has 3 exons.